GCGCUGCAUCUGCCCGAGCACGAGUUCCGCAAACUGUCUCUGGCAGUCGACAGUUUGGCUGCCCAGGCCUUGGAGGUCACAGCCGCAGCUGCGGCUCCUCCCCGGCCACUGAAGGGCACCGGAAUCAGCUUCAGCACCGUGGUAGUUUUCGUGCUGCCCACCUUGGACUUUGAGGAGCUCGAGGCUUCGGAGCAGGAGAUCCUCUUGCUCCAGGAGGUGCGGGCUGCCAUGGCUCAGUUUGCCAGCCGUUCACUUCGCAUCGAGCUGGGCGAAGCGGAAGAGGGCGUGGAGGUGAUUAUGACCAUCAAGAAUGCAUCCUCCAGUGAAGCGAAGGCGCUCGAGUCCAAAAUUCUUCGAGCAGAGGAGAACUUCUUGGGCGAGGUGGAGCAGAGGCUGACGGCUGCGCAGAUUGGAGGUGGUGGCAGUGUGCCUCAGCGGGCGACCGACCUGCAGGUUAUGGUCAAGAAGACCAUCGACACCAAGAAAGACGGCGACAUUUCAGAGCAGGCCUACAACUCCUUCCGCGCAGCAGCCGCCGCCGCAGAGGAUGCGAAGGCCAGCGAGGCCGCAUCGGAGUACGAGGCUGUGGCUCAAAACCGGAGCUUGGAGGCGCAGAAGAUGCGGGACACGAUGAAUGUGCCAGGAGCCGUAGUCAACACCACGGAGACUGAGAUUUUGGACGGCGAGGCCAAAGCAGCCAUGGAUGCUGCAG
This is a messenger RNA of Symbiodinium necroappetens, 712 nucleotides long. Lineage: Eukaryota; Dinophyceae; Suessiales; Symbiodiniaceae. The record is from the annotation of a GenBank genome assembly.